AUGGUACUGGCAAACAUAACCCGAGCCGAUUUUCAACCCGACGAGCUCGACCCGACGGCCAAUCCUUUCGUCAUGCUACUCGCCGUGGUGGCACGAGAAUCGGAGAGAAUCGCCGCCGCGGAGAUCUCCACCAACCCGGCGAGUAGAAGAAAAACCCUCAGCCGGACUCUCCCUCCGGCUGAGGGUUUAACAACCAUGAUCCAAAAUCUCUCUCUCCGGCGCGGCAUUGCUCCGCCGACGCCGCCGAGACUGGUGAUACAGAAACUGCUGUUCGCCACCGACUUGAGCGCCCAGCACAACCGGUUCUCGAUCCCGAUCUCCCAAAUCGACAACGAUUUCCUCACGGAGGCGGAGAAGCAGUGCCUCCCCGGGUCGAACUACCUGGAGGUUAAGAUCAUGGCGUCGGAGAUGUCGUGGGAGACGGUGAAGCUCUCCCGGUGGGAUAUGCGGAAGGGGAGAGGCCGGAAAAUGUCGUCGAUGUACGUCAUCAAUGGUAGGUGGAAUGCUUUUGUGAGAAAGAAUAAUUUGAGUGUUGGGAUGGUUGUGCAGUUGUGGUUUUUCCGGCUUCAGGAGGAGCUGUGCUUCGCGGUCGUGCAGCUGCCCGCGCCCGCCUGA
Salvia hispanica is the source of this 615-nucleotide messenger RNA. The record is from RefSeq and is a predicted model, not a curated record. NCBI's taxonomy places the organism in Eukaryota, Viridiplantae, Streptophyta, Magnoliopsida, Lamiales, Lamiaceae.